AAAAGAUGAAAAAAUUGUUACCAUCACAUUAACAUGCCGCCAAACUCAACUGAACCCUGAAAUUCUUCUUCCCAGUAAUGUAGACCACCCCUCAAUCUCUCUCCAUUUCCCUCAUCUUCUUCAUUGCACAAUCAUCUUCUAAACCUGGAAAACAAAGAGAAAUUCCAAUUAAAAACAUAGGAUGAUAUUAUCUCAUCUCCCCAAACUUCAAACCCAAUUUCUCCUCCCUCUAAAACCCAAAACCCCUAAACCCCAUUUCAAUCAAUACCUCCUCCAAUUUCGCCAAUCCCCAAUUUACUCUCUUUUCUCUUCAUUAUCCCCUGUUCUCCCUACCCGAAACCCUAAAUCCCCAAAUUUACUCCCACAACAAUCAAUUAUUGAUGAUAUUGAUGAUGAUGAACAACCCCAGAUUGAGAUUUCUGUAGAUAAGCUGUUUGUGCCCCCAGAAACUGACAUUUCUUCAUUAAUAUCAAAGGUUUCGGGUUCGGUUUCGGCUUCGAGUGCUCGAAUUUUAAAGGGGUCUAACAUUGUGCUUAGCAAGUAUGCUAGUAAUGCUCAAGUGAUAAACGCUGAGUUUGUGAAGAGUAGUUCGAAAAAUGAGGAGUGCCCUUCUGAUGGGUUGCCUGAAUUUGCCCUUGUUGGAAGGUCUAAUGUGGGUAAAUCUUCGCUUCUUAAUUCCCUUGUUCGGAGAAAGAAGCUUGCCCUUACUUCUAAGAAGCCUGGUAAGACUCAAUUGAUUAACCAUUUUCGGAUCAAUGAUAGCUGGUAUCUGGUGGAUUUGCCUGGAUAUGGGUUUGCAGCUGCACCCGGGGAAGUCCGAAUAGAGUGGGACAAGUUCACUAAGAACUACUUUCUUCAGAGAUCAACCUUGGUUUCAGUAUUCCUUCUCAUUGAUGCAAGCAUUCCUGCCAAAAAGAUUGAUCUUGAAUAUGCGAGUUGGUUGGGUCAAAAUAAGAUUCCAAUGACAAUAGUGUUCACCAAAUGUGACAAGAGGAAAAAGAAGAAAAAUGGGGGUAAAAGGCCAGAAGAAAAUGUACAAGAUUUUCAGGAAUUGAUACGUGAGUUCUUUGAAGCAGCACCUCCUUGGAUAAUGACCAGCAGUGUCACCAAUCAAGGCCGAGAUGAAAUAUUGUUGCACAUGGCACAAUUACGGAACUAUUGGCUGAAGCACUAAAAAUUGAAGAUGCAUUGUCAUUUCAUCAAUAGAUUGUCAUGGGUAUAGUGUUGAAGUGUUGAGCCAGGAUCUAUGAUGGUUGAAAUUUGAAAGAUUGUUUAAGCAGCAUGGCUUGGAUACAUACAAAACUAAGUUCUUCCCCAAAAUUGUUUCCUUCCAAAUUAUCACUCUGCGGUCACGUAAUUUCUACCCAAUGCAUGGUCCAUUUAGUUGAUAUGCUGUAACACACCUGCCUUUCCGUCCUAUAACAGCAUAAGCAACCAUCUUUAACCAAUUAUAAAGUUACAUAGAAGUAGCUCUGAUACCAUAAUACUCUGUAAUUGCUAAUCCUUUACACUUGUAAUCUCUUGCUACACUCUUUUUUCUAGUAAUGUUGUCUCUUCGUGAUAUACGGAAUAUUCUUUAUGAAGUUUUUAUAGGUUACUAAUUUUGCACUUUUGCCUUCAUUGGGUAACUUUUAGAAGAUACUCACAUAUUGUCAUCUAGUUUGCUAUCAUUUUGUUGUGAAUUGCAAUGUGCUUGAGCAUGCAGGUAUUGCUAUGAACAAUGUGAAGUACCAACUACCAAGUACAUUGUGUAUGUUUUUUUUUUUUUUUUUUUUUUUUGGAGGGAAAGUACAUUGUGUAUGUAAUAAUUUCCAUUAUAUUUCACACAUGUUUUUUUUAUACUUUCUUCGUUUGUAUUAAAAUUUGUGAAAUAUUUCCUCUGUU
This is a messenger RNA of Chenopodium quinoa (quinoa), 1884 nucleotides long. RefSeq names its product GTP-binding protein At2g22870-like. The record is from RefSeq and is a predicted model, not a curated record. Gene Ontology annotation, molecular function: GTP binding. The coding region runs from base 182 to 1174 and encodes 330 amino acids. NCBI's taxonomy places the organism in Eukaryota, Viridiplantae, Streptophyta, Magnoliopsida, Caryophyllales, Amaranthaceae. The transcript has 4 exons.